Entamoeba nuttalli P19 is the source of this 2616-nucleotide messenger RNA. RefSeq lists its product as hypothetical. Gene Ontology annotation, molecular function: small GTPase binding. Lineage: Eukaryota; Evosea; Mastigamoebida; Endamoebidae. Gene Ontology annotation, biological process: protein import into nucleus. The transcript has a single exon. Gene Ontology annotation, cellular component: nuclear envelope; cytosol. The coding region runs from base 1 to 2616 and encodes 871 amino acids. The record is from RefSeq and is a predicted model, not a curated record.
AUGGAUUAUAACGAGUGGAGACAAACAAUUAUUCAAAUACUCCAAAACUGCUUUAAUCAAUUAAACCAAAGAAAUGAACAAAGUGAAAUUAAUUUAAAUAAAUAUUUAAACGAACCAUCAACAAUAAAAUGGAUAAUUCAAUUAUUAAAUGAAAUAAAUAAUGAAUUUAUUGAAACACAAUUAUCUAUUAUUUUAAGAAGAAAAAUUAGUAAAGAAUGGAAUUGUUUUAAUGAAGAACAACAAAUGUUUAUCAUUGAAACAAUAUUUCCAUUAAUUUGUCUUAAAGAUAAUUUAAUUGUAAAAAACCAAUUAAUUGAAGUAGUUAAAUUAUUAUAUUCUAAACAAUAUUAUCAACAUCAAAUCAAUUGGUUAUUUCAAAAUAAAAAUAAAUAUGAAGUAUCUAUUCUUUUUAUAUUAAAAUCAUUAUUUAAAUUAUAUCAAUUUACUCCUCAAACUAAUAACUAUUCAUUAUUUAAUUUAUUUAUUCAAUUUAAUAAUGAUUUCAUUAAUUCUCUUUAUGUAAAUUCAAUGACCCAACAAUAUAUUUUAUCAAUUUUAUGUUCUGUAACUUAUUUACAAAUUAAUACUUCAAUUGAGCCAUUAUUAAAACAAUGGUUAAUGAAUAUUUUAAAUAUUCUUAAUUCUCCAAUUAUUACUAUUAAAACAUUGUAUUAUUGUUUCCGUUUUAUUAACCAUAUAAUGGGUGGUUAUGAAUAUUAUCAAUUCCAAAAAGAAUUUCCUGAUUUUAUAAUAAACCAAAUGAAUAGUUUAAUUCAAUUUGGUUGUUCUAUUCUACAAAAAAAUCCAUCAAAUCGUAUUUGUUUUGAAAUACUUUAUUUCUUUACAAAAGCGGUUAAAAUAGAUUGUUCAUAUAAUUUCAUGUUAAACAAUUGUUCAUUUUUACUUUCUUCUAUUCUUCCUUUACUUUGUUUUAAUGAUGAAGAUUUGACAAUUUUUAAAAAUGAUGAAAUAUUAUUUCUUCAAAGAGAAGAUGAUAGAAAAUAUGGUGCUGUUGAUGCAUAUUCUUCAUCAAAUAAAUUUUUUACUCAAUUUUGUUCAUAUAACAAAUCAGUUCAAAUAGUAGUAUCUGAAUUAUUAAAAUUCAUUAAUGAUAAAUCUUUUAAAGGAAAAGAAGGAUGUUGUGUUGUAUUUCAUUUCAUUAAUGGAUCUAUUCAAAAUAAAUAUAAAGAAUCAUUAGAAAUAAUUAUUAAUAAUGUUAUUAAACCAUUAUUAUUUAGUAAUAAUCCAAUACAAUUAUAUUAUGGUGUAUUAUUAUUUGAAGACUAUUAUUCUAAACAAUUAAUAAGAUAUUCAAACAAAGAAGAAUUAUUCAAAAAUAAUGAAUGUAAAUUAUUUCUUACUCGACUAUUUGAAUUAAUUCAUUUUCCUUCAUUAAUUAUUUCACAACAUAUUAUUUCAGCAUUACAAUUUAUUAUUAAAAUAUUACCUUUAAAUGAUAUUGAAAUAUUGUAUAAUAGAAUUAUUCAAUUACUUCAAUACCCAUCAUAUCAAGUAAUUAAUUCUUUAUUAUCAAUAUAUCUUCAUUAUCCUCAAUUUAAAUCUUCUUCAUCAAUAGUAGUUAAUAAAUUAUCUUUAUUUUCAUUAGAAUUAUGUUCACUUCAUCAAGGAUUUUUAAUGGAAUCGAAUCCUAAUUUAGAUUUAAUUUCAGAUAUUCUUACAUUAUUAUAUUCAACCCUUGAAGCACUUGAAAAAUUCUUAAUUUAUUGUACUGAUUUAUCAUCUGUACUAUCAUUAAUAGAAUCAAUUCUUACUAAAUAUAUUUCAUUGCUUUCAGAUAUUUCAGAACAAAUAUUAUCUUUAAUAAAAUUAACAUUAAAACUUACAAAUCAAUCUCAUCAUCUCUCCCUUAUUAUUCAACAAUUCUUAUUUGAAAAUCCAUUAGAUUUAUCAAUAUUAUUACUCCCAUCAAUUGGUUUUAUUUGUCAAUAUUCAACUACAGAUUUAGAUUCUCAUUUAUUACUUCGUUAUAUACAAAAUUCACUUCAAGGAUAUUAUAAUGAUGACUUUUUACUUACAUCAAUUACAUUUACUUUAAAACAAUUACUCAUAUCUUCUAUAAUUCAUUCUUCUCAAAUUUUACCAACAAUAUUAGCAUUAAUUCCUCAAUGUGAUGAUUAUUUAGCUCAUUGUUUAAAAACAACAAUCUUUGUAUCAAUUAUUUUUCAACCUCAAAACACUUUGGAUUUAUUUGAUUCUUUAAAUUCAUUUCAAUUCCUUAUUAAUAUGUUAAAACACUAUUCUACUCUUAAAAAUGACUUUUAUACAACGAAAAUCCUUGUUUUAACUCUAAUUACAUUAAUAGAUACUCCUUCUCCAUUAGACCAAGCUUCAUUACUUCAAUUAUUAAUUCCUUUCCUUCAAUCAUUAUAUUUCUAUCGUAAUACUUAUUCUCAGGCUGUUAUUUCAAUUUCUGAAGAAGAUGAUGAUAAUGAAUCACCUCAAUGUGAAGAAGAACCAAUACCAAUGUUAAUUGAUUUGAAUGACAAUGUUAUAUUAUCACAACUAAUACAGAAAUUACUCUCUAAAAAUGCUCCAAUACUUCAAACAUUAACAUCAGAACAAAUGAUUUUUCUCAAAAGAAUACUUCACUUAUAA